AUGAUUUAUCUAACCAGAACAUUAAAAUUCGGGAAGAUUGUUCGAACCUGCAUGGGAAAAUUAAAUUCUCAAUCUCCCUUCCUUAAUUUUACUCAAUUUCCCCUUAGCAUAUUCAAACCAGACUUUCUUCUCCAAAUAGGAGACAUCAACAAAGAAAAGAUUGGUAUAGUCUGUAUUUUGGUCGUUCCGUGAUUUGGUAGGAUCUUGACUUGUCUGACUGUGAUUUGUUAGGACUGUGUUUUGGAAUUCAGUGAGUUGUCCCUCACCAGUAAAAAACGAAUACCUAUUUGUUUAGUUUUGGUUUUUAUUCUUUUCUUUAUAAUCUUUCAUUUGACUAUGCCACAGAUAAAUUUAGUGGAAUUAAACGAGGAAGAAAAGACUUCCCAUUAUACAU
This is a messenger RNA of Meloidogyne enterolobii, 394 nucleotides long. The record is from the annotation of a GenBank genome assembly. NCBI's taxonomy places the organism in Eukaryota, Metazoa, Nematoda, Chromadorea, Rhabditida, Meloidogynidae.